Messenger RNA from Hymenoscyphus albidus, 706 nucleotides. Lineage: Eukaryota; Fungi; Ascomycota; Leotiomycetes; Helotiales; Helotiaceae. The record is from the annotation of a GenBank genome assembly.
AUGCUUUUUGUGCUGUUUCGUUUGUAAUCACUUAUUUCCGCUGUUGCAACACGAAUCCUUACUGACGCGGUUUGAACAGAAUCAAUACGAAUGCUUAUCUUUUGUGUUUUUGGUGCCUAGCCUAUCUUCUUCAUGACGAAAUGCUACUGAAGGAUAUAACCUCAGAGAUACAACCGGCUUUUCAGUCUGAUGGAAGUCUUAAUAUGCAGUAUCUCCUCGACAGUUGUCCUCUUCUGGACUCGCUCUACGAAGAAAUUCUUCGAAUUUCCAACUACCCCAUUGGCGUCCGAGUCAUCACUACUGCAGUGGCUGUAGGUGAUACAUUACUCCAACCUGGGAGGCAACUACUUAUGCCCUACUCUCAAAUGCACUUCGAUCCGGAGGUUUUUGGCUCAAACGCGAAGGAGUUUGAUGCAAAAAGAUUUUUGUACAACAAACGUUUGGUACGAAGUAGCAGUUACCGACCGUUUGGGGGAGGACUGACACAGGUAUGUUUUUUAUUUUCUAGGUUGUUGUGUGAGUCAAGGCAGUGUUUCGAUCCGCAGAGUCUCCAUAUUUCUACGUUCAUUUCUUAGGCAACCCCUUCGAGGUUCCAAUACUAAUCGUGAUCGUCAACAGUGCCCCGGCAGGUUUUUAGCGAGACGCGAAGUUCACUUAUUUCUCGCUCAACUUCUAAUAGAUUCGAUAUAGCUCUUGUAUCCGAUAA